ACCUGCACUCCGAGAAAUGUAUUACAAGUGGAUAAAUAAUGUGCACUGCUCUGAGCCCAAAGGUACGCAGCGGACCUGGCCUCUCUGAUAUGCAUCAGUAUAGCCAGUGGCUGGCCAGCAGACAUGAAGCUAAUUUGCUACCGAUGAAAGAAGAUCUGGCCUUGUGGUUAACCAAUCUGUUAGGGAAGGAGAUUACAGCAGAAACUUUUAUGGAGAAAUUGGAUAAUGGUGCCUUGCUCUGUCGACUUGCAGAAACUGUGCAGGAGAAAUUCAAAGAGAGCAUGGAUGCUAACAAGCCCGCCAAGAAUCUGCCCUUAAAGAAGAUUCCAUGCAAGGCCAGUGCACCCUCAGGAUCCUUUUUUGCCAGAGACAAUACAGCAAACUUCUUAUCCUGGUGCCGAGAUUUAGGGGUAGAUGAAACAUGUCUGUUUGAAUCGGAAGGUUUGGUCCUCCACAAGCAACCCAGAGAAGUGUGUCUCUGUUUGCUAGAGCUUGGCCGGAUUGCAGCCAGGUAUGGUGUGGAGCCUCCUGGUUUGAUAAAAUUGGAAAAAGAAAUUGAACAGGAAGAAACACUCUCUGCCCCUUCUCCUUCACCUUCUCCUUCAUCAAAGUCUUCUGGAAAAAAGAGUACAGGAAACUUACUGGAUGAUGCAGUGAAACGGAUUUCUGAAGAUCCUCCUUGCAAAUGCCCGAGCAAGUUCUGUGUGGAGAGGCUCUCGCAAGGAAGAUACCGAGUGGGAGAAAAGAUCCUCUUCAUUAGGAUGCUGCACAACAAGCAUGUCAUGGUCCGUGUGGGAGGAGGUUGGGAAACUUUUGCAGGGUAUUUGUUGAAACACGACCCCUGCCGGAUGCUGCAGAUCUCCCGUGUGGAUGGCAAGACAUCCCCCAUCCAGAGCAAAUCUCCAACCCUUAAGGACAUGAAUCCAGAUAAUUACCUGGUGGUCUCUGCCAAUUAUAAGGGAAAGAAGGAAAUUAAAUGAAACUAGUUGGUCACUACAAGGGGACUCUCAUAAUGGCCUGUAUCCACAUCUCCAGUAGUCAGUUUAGUUCACAUGCUAUGAAAAUUACUUUGGAAAAAGACAUAACAGACAGAAAGACGUCAUCAUGUACAAACAUGCUCAAAGAGUAGCACUAUUUAUUUUGAAUGCUUCUGUAGAAAAUGACCUAUUAAAAGAAAUUCUCAACUCAGAUUUAAAUUAGACAAACUGUAGGCAAAUCAUUGUUUCUCAGUAUGUGAACGUGGUAUUUAGCACACAAUAUUAGCAAUACAAUUCUAGCUAAAGAUAAAAAUUAUUAGAAGAAAAUAGGAUUUACAGUUAAGUCCACAGAAAGUGCCUGCCUAAUGUGUACAGAAUAACAGCACCCCAGAUAUUUUUUAUAAUUGCAGGAUUUUUAAGCUGAUUUUUAAAAAGUGACAAUUAGUGUGAUGAUGUGCUACUAAAAAUAUCCAACAGCACUAUAAAUUAAAGUACAGUGUAUCCACGACAGUAAUAACGUUACUGGAAAGGCCACUUCAGAAAAGUUUACAUUCACUUGGAAGAAUGCCUUAAAGUUUAUCCGUUAUCUCUGAACAAACACCUGGGGCACUUUUGGAAGUUUUCACUACACCCCUUAGAGAAUGGCUUAUGAGUUGUUUACACAUUCCUAGACACGUGGCUGUGUUGAGACUGAGUGUAAUUCACACACAUAAGCUGACAUACGUUUAUAUUUUGAAAGAGUAAAUUGUACAGUCAAAU
Eubalaena glacialis (North Atlantic right whale) is the source of this 1736-nucleotide messenger RNA. It is a transcript of the gene GAS2, whose product is annotated as growth arrest specific 2. Gene Ontology annotation, molecular function: actin filament binding; microtubule binding; cytoskeletal adaptor activity. Gene Ontology annotation, cellular component: actin filament. The transcript is spliced from 8 exons. The coding region runs from base 39 to 980 and encodes 313 amino acids. NCBI's taxonomy places the organism in Eukaryota, Metazoa, Chordata, Mammalia, Artiodactyla, Balaenidae. Gene Ontology annotation, biological process: actin crosslink formation. The record is from RefSeq and is a predicted model, not a curated record.